AGUGAGGAGCCGAGCGGAACGGCCUCUGGUGACAUUUUCUCCGGGCGGCUCGGACGAGUGAAGGGACUUGGUGCUGGUGGAGGCUGCGGAGGCGGCGAGAUUGGCUUUGGUCCUGGCAGGGCUCUGAUUGCGUCCUUCAGCUCGCUGCCUGGGUUUCUGCAGGGGACGAGAAGGCGGCGGUGGCCGUCGCGUCUCAGGUCACUGCGGCCGGGAGAGUCCCGGCCAGGGGGGGUCGGUACGUGCCCCGACGGGGCGCGCAGAGCGGGCAAGGAGGUGCAGAGCCGCAGCGGAGCGCAGGUUGCUUUCCUGUUGCAUCUUUGAUAUAGUUUCCUAGACUCUGCUCCAUGAUUUAACUCAAUUCUGAAAUGAAGAUGGAGGAGGCAGUGGGAAAAGUCGAAGAACUCAUUGAGUCUGAAGUCCCACCAAAAACAUCUGCGCAAGAGACGGCCAAGGAGGAGGAUGGAUCUGUAGAACUGGAACCUCAAGUUCAGAAAGAUGGUGUUGCAGAUUCUACAGUUCUUUCUUCAAUGCCUUGCUUGUUGAUGGAACUGAGAAGGGACUCUUCUGAGUCUCAGCUAGCAUCCACAGAGAGUGACAAACCGACAACUGGCCGAGUUUAUGAGAGUGACUCCUCUAACCACUGCAUGCUUUCUCCUUCCUCUAGUGGUCACCUGGCUGAUUCAGAUACAUUAUCUUCUGCAGAAGAGAAUGAACCCUCCCAGGCAGAAACAGCAGUAGAAGGAGACCCUUCGGGAGUGUCUGGGGCUACAGUUGGGCGCAAGUCUAGGCGGUCCCGAUCCGAAAGUGAAACAUCUACUAUGGCUGCCAAGAAAAACCGGCAAUCCAGUGAUAAACAGAAUGGCCGAGUUGCUAAGGUUAAAGGUCAUCGGAGCCAAAAGCACAAGGAGAGAAUCAGGCUACUGAGGCAGAAACGAGAGGCUGCUGCCCGGAAGAAGUACAACCUGCUGCAGGACAGUAGUACCAGUGACAGUGACCUGACUUGUGACUCAAGCACGAGCUCGUCGGAUGAUGAUGAAGAGGUUUCAGGGAGCAGCAAGACAAUCACUGCAGAGAUACCAGGUCAUUUGGAUCCAGGAUUCUUAGCAAGUGACAAAACAUCUGCUGGCAAUGCACCACUCAAUGAAGAAAUUAAUAUCGCCUCUUCGGAUAGUGAAGUAGAAAUUGUGGGGGUUCAGGAACAUGCAAGGUGUGUUCAUCCUCGAGGAGGAGUGAUUCAGAGCGUUUCUUCCUGGAAGCACGGCCCAGGCACGCAGUAUGUCAGCACGCGGCAGACACAGCCAUGGACUGCCGUGACUCCCCAGCAGACUUGGGCUUCACCUGCAGAAGUUGUUGACCUCACCUUGGAUGAGGAUAGCAGGCGUAAAUACCUACUGUAAUACGGUGUCACUGUGUUUCCUCUGCACUGUUCCCUUCCACUUCCUCCUCUUUGUGGCACAGAAGUCCAUUGUCACAGCUUCGGCCUCAGAAGCUGUUUGUGGCGUUUGUAGAAUUGAAACUCAUGGAAAAUUGCAAAAAUCCCCCCCUUUUUUUUUUUUAAUUAAAAGAAGUCACUUAGGAAAAUAACCUAUCAACAGAGAAAAGAAUUUACUUUCUCUCCCUAUGAAAAUGAGAAUGACAAAUUUUUAUUAGACAACUUUAUUUUACUUGGUGACUUUCAAUCUUAGGAAACUCUGCCUUCCUUUCAGAAUAAUAUUUUAAUUACCGGGUAAAAUGGAUUUCAGUUUUUGAAUCUUAUAUUUAUUUUUCUUUGUAAUGAAACUAAUGUCUAGAUUUGACCACUAUCAGCCCACCCAUUG
Messenger RNA from Orycteropus afer afer, 1817 nucleotides. Lineage: Eukaryota; Metazoa; Chordata; Mammalia; Tubulidentata; Orycteropodidae. The record is from RefSeq and is a predicted model, not a curated record.